This is a messenger RNA of Megalopta genalis, 2501 nucleotides long. Its product is annotated as apoptosis-inducing factor 3. Gene Ontology annotation, cellular component: cytoplasm. Lineage: Eukaryota; Metazoa; Arthropoda; Insecta; Hymenoptera; Halictidae. Gene Ontology annotation, molecular function: 2 iron, 2 sulfur cluster binding; oxidoreductase activity, acting on NAD(P)H. The record is from RefSeq and is a predicted model, not a curated record.
AUAUAGACUUAACGAAAUUCAAUAUUUUACACUUUUUGUACGCUUAAGAUUCGUCAAUUGUAUGCGUUUUUUAAUCAAAUAAAGUACGCAAGUAUAAUUAGCAAGCUAACAUAUUUUGUUUAAUUAAAGCUUUGAACGUGAACAACAAUUUCGUUCAACAAGUGUUUCGUAUCGAUAUAUGCAACGCAAAUUGAAAUUAUUUAUUACAUACAAUCUGUUUAUUUUAUUAAGAGCUUAUUCAGUUAAUUUUAUAAGAAUUUUUAUUGUACAGAGACAAAAAGUUUCCUUUGAUUAGAGAACAGUUGGUUACUUCGGUAUAAUAGUGAAAGUUUAUUUAGUGUAAUACAAGGUCAAUCGCCACAGUUGAAAUGCACUUUAGUAAGGCUUAUACAGAUACAUACUUGUAAAUUGAAGAAAAUCGAGAUAGCUUAUUUGUAGAUAACUCGAUACAGUUUGUAGAACAAUAUUCUCCAGUGAUAAGUGUGAUAGAACAGAAUGGGUGCCAAUAACUGUAAAGGACUUCUUCCAGGAAGUUCAAGGGUCAUGCCAAGAAAAUCUUCGAGAGAAGGCAAACCAGAGAAAUAUGAUUACAUCGAAGAUGUGGUGUGUAAAGAAUCUGAUAUUAAAGAAAAUGAAAUGAAAUUACUACCACUCGGAGAUGCGGGUAACAAGAUUCUACUGGUUAAACAAAAAGGAGAGUUGCACGCUCUAGGCACAAAAUGUACACACUAUGGAGCUCUUCUCCAUACAGGAGCAUUAGGAGAUGGAAGGAUAAGGUGUCCAUGGCACGGUGCUUGUUUCAAUAUCAAAACAGGUGACAUAGAAGAUUAUCCUGGCCUGGAUUCCCUGCCAUGUUACAAAGUGAAUGUAGAUGACACUGGUCUUGUACGUGUGAAGGCACACCGUACAGAAUUGGGAUUGAAUAGACGUACAAAACAAAUGUAUGCCCCAGACAGCAGUAAUCAGGCUACGGUUGUAAUAGUUGGAGGAGGACCAGCUGGGGCAACUUGUGCGGAAACUUUGAGGCAAGAAAAUUUUACAGGACAUAUAAUUGUGAUUUGUCGAGAGCACUCAGUUCCAUACGACAGAGUCAAAGUAUCUAAAAGUUUAGAUUUCGACGUCGAGCAGUCAGUUUUGAGACCACCAUCAUUUUAUAAGGAUCAUGGUAUCGAAAUGAAGCUGGGCGUGGAAGCAAUAGGUCUGAAUACAAACGAGAAUGUAGUUGAGUUAAGUAACCAUGAAAAAUUAAAUUAUAAUCAUUUAUUUAUUUGUACUGGAAGCAAGCCUAGAAUGCCCAAUACACCUGGCAUAAAUCUAUCUAAUAUUUAUGUACUACGAGAUUAUACGGAUUCUCAAAGUAUAUUAUCAAAAUUAUCACCAGAGAAACAUGUUGUAAUACUUGGAUUAGGAUUUAUUGGCAUGGAAGCUGCUGCUUAUUGCGUGAGCAAAUGCGAAUCUGUAACUGUUAUAGGAAAAGGUACAGUGCCUUUACAAUCCGUUUUUGGUGCAGCAAUUGGUAACAGAGUUAGACAAGAAUUCGAGGGAAAAGGUGUUAAGUUCCUAUUUGGAAAUAAUAUUGCACAGUUUGUUGCAAAGGAGACCGAUCAAAAUUGCGUAGGUACAGUUGUGCUUAAUGAUGGUACAGUACUUUCAGCUGAUAUAGUUAUUAUCGGCAUUGGGUCUACGCUCUACACAGAUUGGAUAAAAGAUUCUUCUGUUGAUAUGUUGGAAAAUGGCAGCAUAAAAGUCGACAAGUACCUGAAAACAAAUGUGGAAAACGUGUACGCUGGCGGCGACAUCGCGUAUGCCCCGCUGUUUGGAUCCGAUGACCUAUUGGCGGCAGUGGGCCACUAUCCUCUGGCCCAUUAUCAUGGAAAAAUAGCGGCACAAAAUAUAUGCGGCCUUAACAAACCAUUGAAUGCAGUUCCAUUUUUCUGGACAUCACUAUUUGGUAGAAGUUAUCGAUACGCUGGAUACGGGCAACCAGACAAAAUAAAAAUUUAUGGUUCUUUGGAUAAGUUUGAAUUUUUCGCAUACUAUAUUAAUAAUGGCAAAGUUAUUGCAAUGAGUAGCGUGGGAGCAGACCCUAUUGUAUCGGACUUUGCAAAUUUCUUAUACGAAGGAAAAUCGUUAACAGAAAUCAUUAUUAACCACAAUCCGUUCGGUUGGAUAAGGAAUAAACAAAAAGAUUUCGUCGAACGCUUUGAAAAUGAAAUUACGACGGACCCGUGAAUGUGGAUACUCAUUAAGAAACGUCCACGUUUUAAUACGUUAAAUUUUAAGAUGUAUUUCCAGUAUUUUAUACUUCGACUCGUUAUUUUGGUUAUGUAAUUUUGCUUCAAUUUAUCUACUUCGUAGAUAACGGAUACUGAACAUUUCUUACAACCUCGAGUCUAACGUAUAACAAACAUUAUCCUAAUCAUUGUUGUGAACUAAACAUUUAUUUGUACAGAGACAACAAGAUAUUAUUCUUUAUAAUAUAUAUAUUGAUUAUUCCCAAG